AUGAGCACGAAGCAAGCUCCUGCUGGCCAAGGUGGAUCCGGUAUGAGCAGGAAAAAUGCCAGCGGCGCGUCCUCUGGCAGCCGCAAGGACAACCUGCCGCCGCGACGCCUUCAAGUCCACCUCGCCCGCAACAUCCCCGUCGAGCCCGCGCAGGCCGCCCUAAAGGAUGGCGAGCUGGACCUGCAGGCCUUUGUGGCCGCUCACGAAUUCGAGAUUCGCUCUCUCGAGCAGAGCAUGGCCACGUCCAAGGCCGUGGGGAGCUCGCGCGCCUUUCAGCAGGUGCCCCGCGGGCUGCGUCGACGCACGGCGAGCCACAACCCGCGCAGGGUGCCGCGACGGCUGCGCGCGCGCGCCAGGAAGGAAAUGGCAGAGGAUAACACGCCCAUGGUCCAGUCACGACGACGAAAGCCGACUACGACGCGCGCGCGGCUACGAGCGGAGACGGCGAAGCGGCUGCGGCUCCUGGCUGCGAGGACGAAGCGACGAAAGAUGAUUGCAAAGGGCACAAAGUUGGGCGACAAGGCGACAAAUGUCGUGCCGCAACGACCACGACCAAAGAUUCGAAGGAACCAGCUAAAUGAACCUCCCUUGCCGUCCUCUCGGUUCCGAAAGCGACAAAUACACAAGACUUGGCUGCCUACACAUCUUUGGCACGCCAAGCGCGCGAGAAUGACGCCGCCCAGCAGCCCCCUGUGGCGGUUUGCCAUUCCACUGACGCCUAGCGAAAAGAUUUAUCGACCGACUCAUCGAUCGCAAGGCGAACGAGGGACAUUGGUAUGGGAUACAAGUUACAUGAGCACCAUUGGCCUCUACGGCCACGAGGCUGGACUGUGUCGCGUGCUGAAGCGGAUUGGUUUCUGCGAUGCUGUAUACUGGAAUGAAAAGGGAAAGAAGUGGAUGGCAGGGACACGUUCACGAUCUGCCAUGAUUAGCAGGGACCACAGCGGGCGUCGACGGCCCAUGUGUCCUUGCACAGUUGUCUGGAAUCCUCAGCCUGCCGUGCAAGAACAGAGCAAGACGCAGCGGCAAUUAUUUUUGCGUAUACAUCCGUCUGCGUUCAAAGAGGUGUUUGACGAAUUGCUUCGACUGACUAAAACGGAAACGCCGCGUUUAUACAUAGAGGACCUGCGCUUUGAGAUUGGAAGCAUUGAACUCACUGGCCCAGCAUCAACAGAGGCGCUGCUUGCGGUGCUGACCCCUCACCCUACUGCAGGAAAAUCAAGUUUGAAUCAAGGACAAAUGUUUCAGUCUCUACACGGUCUAACAAACCCGGCGGCGCUGACUGCAAAUGCAACGCUGGCCUUUACUAUCCAGGAUCCACGCCUUCGAUAUCCACCUAGACGGUUUGAAGGAUGGGAUGAUACUACGCUGCAGGAGAAGCUCAUGGAAAGCAUUACGGAGUGGCCUGUAGAGCGUGAACUUGACAGUAAUCUGCUGUUUGAUAGGGAUGCCCGACACAAAGCCUCUGGGCUGCCCACGCAGCAGUCGAUUUGCAAGCGUAGGAGCGAGAGCGCGGCAGGGGCAUUUCUCAAGCCAAAAGCCGGCGAUCCAGAGAUACCAGUUACUAUCUUGGCCAGCCGAUCGGCUUCUGCAACACAGGCUCAGGGAUCUUGGACCCUGAUGCUGCCCUGGAAGUGCGUACUGCCAGUGUGGCAUAGCCUGGUGCACUGCCCUCUUAUAUCCGGAGGAAACCCCCGCUUCGCCGGAGUCAACGAGUCGAUGCAAGUCGCGUUUGAGCGCAGCGUACCCUGGUUCCCUGCAGACUAUCUGGGCACAGAUGCAGGAGCCGACUGGGAGCUGACGCAACGUGGCAAGCGCAGGAAAGACUACGACAAGCGGCCCAAGAGCAAGAGAACCGAAUGGUCCUCGCUCGACCUUGGCGCUGGUCGAAAAGGAGAGGUUGGCGACGGUCUAGCCUGCGACUUUGAGCUUGUCUUUGGCCUGAAGCCUGAAGGCGAGGAAUCGAGUCGUCGGCAAGCCGCAGAGGAGGGAGAUGCAAUGGAGGGCGUCGAGAUGACUGCAGCACCACCGUCUGCAUCGAGUGUGAACCGACUCAAGCUAUUGAACUCGGUCUCAAAAGCAGAUGUUCAGGCUCAUCUCGCUUCGACAGAGCGUCAAGCCCUGCCAGCCAAUGCAAUCACCAGCGUCCACAUCAGUGUUAUUGGCCGCGGGGUCGUAACGAGCUGCGCUCGCAUAUACCGCUUGCCCAAGCCGUCAGCCCCAGCACCUGCAUCGUCUAGCGUUCAAGUGCCUUCAACCGUCCCUCACGGCACCUGUCCGAGAACGCUGCACCGGCUGCCAUGUGACCUCCGAUCGCAGUGGCUCUCCAAGCUUGCUACGGAGAAAACCUCGUCAAAGCAAAAGGGGUCUCAUCAUCAUCAUCCCAUCGAUAUGCACGCUCGAAAGCGCUUGCUCGCGCAGACGCUGACGGCGCCGCAGACGGCGUACCCGCCACCGGCGGCGAACCACGACAGCAUCGACGGCCACCAUCCUCUUGUGCCCGACGCCGAGGAUCUCAUUGGGUUCGUCACGUCGGGCUCAUACAACAUGGCGCAUGGAAAAGGCACGGCGGUGGGUGCGAUUGCGGUUGAAAAGGUGCUCUCGGAUCUGCGGACGGUGGUGACGCCUAAAGAGGCGAAGCUGUGCAUUGUGCGAAACGCUGGCGAAAAUGUUGGCUGGUUGGCGAGAUGGGAGCAUGUAUAA
This is a messenger RNA of Beauveria bassiana ARSEF 2860, 2703 nucleotides long. Its product is annotated as POPLD domain-containing protein. Gene Ontology annotation, biological process: tRNA 5'-leader removal. The transcript has a single exon. Bases 1 to 2703 code for a protein of 900 amino acids. NCBI's taxonomy places the organism in Eukaryota, Fungi, Ascomycota, Sordariomycetes, Hypocreales, Cordycipitaceae. Gene Ontology annotation, cellular component: ribonuclease MRP complex; nucleolar ribonuclease P complex. The record is from RefSeq and is a predicted model, not a curated record.